ACCUCUUUGGUGUUACGCGCCGCGUAGUGCCGGCCCAAACAUCGGCCAAAGAAGACAAGCGAGAGAAGCCGCGGCUUUGCUCUCCUCGAUCGGUACGCGACGCGACACCAUCCUCCCUCAGUCCCGCGAUCAUGUCGUUAUCGUCGAAAGGGAGCUUCCUUCUCGUUUCUUGCUUGCUCGCGACGACGAUGCUCGCCGCGACGUCCGCGAAACCGACCAUCUACAAGAGAAAUCAGGACAACGUGUUCGAGCCAGGUGAGGCCUUCGCUUUUACCCUCGGGUGUUGCUCGCGCCCGCAAUUUGCAGAGUCGUUUCUGAUGGUACCAGUUUCGUCCACGGUGAUCCCCCUCUCAGUUUACAAAACGGAAUAUGGUUUGGGAUUUAUAUCGAAGGACAAGAAGCAAUCGUCCUUCAAGCCAGAGGAUGGAGUUAAACUGAUAACGAUUAAGAAGAGCCACGAAUAGAAAACGUAAAAGUACAAAUGCAAGCUAAGUACAGGCCAACUUUUACUCAUACGGCAAAGUAGUACUAACAAAAGUGAGAUGGUAUAAAUUUAUCCCGUCGAGGCUAGACAUUGUAAGUGAAUCUC
Molecule: messenger RNA, 589 nt
Organism: Frieseomelitta varia
Lineage: Eukaryota; Metazoa; Arthropoda; Insecta; Hymenoptera; Apidae
Exons: 3
Coding region: 132-464 (110 amino acids)
Source: RefSeq, a predicted model, not a curated record